CGAGCACCACCACCUACUAGUCUAUACAAGAACAAACUACCUCGACUCUUUGAGGAUAAUCCGACAUCUCGUCAUACAACACAAUCAUCAAAAUGUCGGACGGAGAAGAGACCCAAUCCAACCCCGUUGUCGCCGCCGAUGAGGUCGAGGUUUCGGCCGACGCUGGCGCCGGUGGCCAGAUGUCCGUCUUGGAUGCCCUGAAGGGAGUUCUCCGUAUCUCUCUCAUCCACGACGGACUUGCCCGUGGUCUGCGCGAGGCCGCUAAGGCCCUGGACCGUCGUCAGGCUCACAUGUGUGUCCUGAACGAGGGCUGCGAGGAGGAGGCCUACAAGAAGCUUGUUGUGGCUCUUUGCUCCGAGCACAAGAUUCCCCUUAUCAAGGUCCCUGAUGGAAAGAUGCUUGGCGAGUGGGUUGGUCUUUGCCAGCUCGACCGUGAGGGUAACGCCCGCAAGGUCGUCAACUGCUCUUGCGUCGUCGUUAAGGACUGGGGUGAGGAGUCUCAGGAGCGCUCUGUCCUCCUUAACUACUUCCAGACUGAGCAGUAAAUUGCUCGCCUCAUUUCAUUAUAUUGAAGUGAUGUCUGGGUGAUGGUAGUAGGGGUUUCCACACUUUUUUUUUUUUACCCCCUUGAGUGGUGUGGUUCGGUCGGUGGUGUAGGGUCUGCGGGGAUUCUAUAUGUCUAGUGGUGGUCAAGGGAUAUCUUUGGGGGGGAGAAAGGACGGGGUUUGUGAAUUUGGUUUUACGGGCUGCUGGGCUUUUUCUCUCUCGGGUGUGCGUGCGUGCUGCUGCUGCGCGUGUCUCUUGCUGUCUGCAUAUUAUCCCACCUGUUUUGUUGUAUCUAGCUACGAUUUGGGUGUUUCACUUUGUGAUAGCGUGGAUCAAGCAAUCGACGGAUCAUGGUACUCUACUUUUUUUUUCU
Messenger RNA from Aspergillus costaricaensis CBS 115574, 919 nucleotides. Its product is annotated as 40S ribosomal protein eS12. The transcript is spliced from 3 exons. Gene Ontology annotation, cellular component: ribosome; cytosolic small ribosomal subunit. Lineage: Eukaryota; Fungi; Ascomycota; Eurotiomycetes; Eurotiales; Aspergillaceae. Gene Ontology annotation, molecular function: structural constituent of ribosome. Bases 93 to 545 code for a protein of 150 amino acids. Gene Ontology annotation, biological process: translation. The record is from RefSeq and is a predicted model, not a curated record.